AUGAUCACCGUGGUCUACCGAUACGCUCGUGGCUCUCUCUGGGAAGCACUUGCCUGCUUCUCUGCUAAUCUCGAACUGAGGCUAUCCCUCUACUACCACAUGCACUUGGUCUCCCGCUCCCUCAUUCAAGCAACAGCGACUCCUCACGAAGAUCGCCAUUCGCCGCACACUUGCCUUGAGUAUACCGGGUCGUCUGGAUCUUCAACCGGUUGCUCCUUUAAGGUGGCAGCUGCUCGAAGUAGACGUGAAAACGGCGAGGACUUGCUUCGUUCCUGGAUGUGGUUUUGUGUAUUGCGCUCCGGCAGCAGUGCGCAAGCAUAUGCGUACAUCCAGCCGGGCAAGUAUCCAGAAACCAUUGAGCAGUCUCUUCGCAAGAAGAAGCGGUUCCCAAAGCCUGAGGCAACAGCGACGAUCAUGCCGGUGUCUUCCAUGAACGCAAGCAACAACGACACCGACUAG
Molecule: messenger RNA, 459 nt
Organism: Phytophthora infestans T30-4
Lineage: Eukaryota; Oomycota; Peronosporomycetes; Peronosporales; Peronosporaceae
Exons: 4
Coding region: 1-459 (152 amino acids)
Source: RefSeq, a predicted model, not a curated record